GUCAGCAGCAGUCUUCAAGAUAGCAUCAUCAUCGCUCAGUAUCGUACUCUUGACUCUUGCUGUAUCUAUCCAAUAUUUAGGCGAUCUAUUGUCUACGCCCCCAUCAUACCAGGCACUCAUACACCAGCCAGCAGCCAUGACGGAGCUUGACCUUGCGACAAAGGCGCCAGAGAGCGAUGCGCAAGAGGACUCCUCGGUCGAUUCGCCGACGCAGUCAAGCCCGAUUAUGGGCGACCACGAGCACUGUGUAACUGACAGGCCUGCUCCCGCUGGCCAAGGACCAACCGGUGAAAUCAUCAAGCUGAAUGACAUCGACGUGUAUAUUUCAAAACCAGCCGACUAUCCUCAUGCGCCCACCCGCCUUCUUCUCUUUCUCACUGGCGGAACGGGCAUCAAGUCCGUCAAUAAUCAGAUCCAGGCCGACAAGUAUGCCGCCGAAGGCUUUCUCGUACUCAUGCCGGACAUGUUUGGUGGUGAAACAGCCCCAGGGGGGAAAGAGGCUUACGUUGCUGAUAAUUCGGUGUCCCUCCUGGAGCAAGUGAAGCUAAAGGCCGUGGAGAUUGCAAAAUCGUUCUUGAUCGACAUGUGGCUGGCGAGAGUGACUGAGGCCAAAAUCAUGCCGAUAUUACACAAGGUGAUUGAAGCGGCACACGAAGAAUAUUCUGAUGCUAUUAAGCAUGGCGAGGGCAUAUAUGCCGUAGGAUACUGUGUUGGAGGCCGUUAUGUCCUUCUUCUCGCCAAGGGAACGCAAGAGGGCGGUAAUGACGAGGAAUCUGGGAUGAUGAAAGCUGGGCCUUUUAUCAAAGCGGGAGCCUUGGCGCAUGCUGCAUCGGUGACUCCAGACGACUUCAAAAACCUUCAAGCACCGUUAAGUUUGGUGUGUGUCGAGAACGACGCCUUGUUCACCGAUGAGGUCCGAAAGGUAGGUGAAGACCUGAUGACGCAGGAUAACGUAGAGCACGAGGUUCAAGUGUAUCCUGGUGUACCGCAUGGAUUCGCGGUUGCGGGCCAGUAUCAGGAAUCAAAUAUUAUGGACGCCCAGGUCACGGCAUACGAGCAAAUGCUGAGAUGGUUGAAAGACCAUUGAUAUCACAACUUUCCAUUGUUAGCAUUGCACAUGUUGUGAUUUCGUCCUCUUUUCCUAUGUUUUUUUUUUCAUUCAGCAUACUAUAAGUAUUUUAUGACGCAGCAGAGGUAAUAAUACACCUAAAUUUCCAUGCUUAUGCUAUCGUGCAGAUAAUCUUGCCCGAGUUUUUAGCAUUUUCCAUGUGCUCAUGUGCCUCUUGGAUCUUGUCCCAAGGCAGCACCGAGUCAAUAAAGAUCUUUAGCUUAUGUGAUUCGAAGUCGGGAAUGUACGCCUCCAGCCUGUCUCUCAGCUUGCCCUGGUACUCUUCGUCACGGCUUCGCAGGGUGCUGCCCAAAACACGAAGGCGCUUGUAUAAGAUGACGCCAAUAUCCGCAUCAGGGGCCUUGCCUCCGCUCAUAGUGCCCAGGAGGAGUAUGCUGCCGUCCAUGGCAGCCACGUUGAGGUUCUUCUGGAAAUAAUCUCCGCCAAUGAAGUCGACAAUGUAGUCAACGCCCUUGCCGCCCGUCUUGGCCUUGAUCUCGCUAACCCAGUCCUGGGUCUUGUAGUUGAAUGCCGCGGUAGCGCCGAGCUCAGAGGUGAUGAAGUCAAUCUUCUCUUGGCUUCCUGCAGUGGCAUAGAUCUCAGACGCGCCGGCGGCCUUUGCGAGCUGGAUGCCCGCAACCGAAACGCCAGACGCUCCGGCGUGCCAGAGGAUGCUCUUGCCCUUGACAAAUCCAAGCACCAAGUGCAGCGCCUGGGUCGCCGUGAUCCAUGCCUCGGGAACGCCAGCGCACUGCUCGUGCGUCAGGCCCUUUGGCUUGUGCAGCAGCAUCUUUGUGCUGACGGCGAUGUACUCGGCAUAGGCGCCUCCGUAGGCCAGGCCAAAGACCUCGUCGCCGACUUUGAAGCCGUUGUGGUCGUCGGAACCAAAGGACUCGAUGAUGCCGCUGAACUCUACGCCGAGAGUCUUGGGGGCCUGAGGGGGCACGGGGUAGAAGCCGUUGCGCUGGAUAAUGUCCAUGCGGUUGAUGCCAAAGGCAUGGACCUUGACGAUGGCCUGUCUCGCAGCGGGGACGGGCUUGGGAGUGGCAUCGUUGAUGAAGAGAGCUUCCCGGGGACCUUUUCCGUCCUUGAUGUCAACUGCUCUCAUUGUAGCGGCCAUUUUUGCACUAAUUUCUUAUAACAGAAUAUAAGUUUCCUAUUCGCUGAUCGAAACUGAAUCUUUG
Messenger RNA from Trichoderma atroviride IMI 206040, 2292 nucleotides. RefSeq lists its product as uncharacterized. The record is from RefSeq and is a predicted model, not a curated record. Gene Ontology annotation, molecular function: hydrolase activity. Lineage: Eukaryota; Fungi; Ascomycota; Sordariomycetes; Hypocreales; Hypocreaceae.